AUGCGGGUGCACCUGGGCAUGCUGGCGGGCGCGGCGGCGCUGGCCGGGGCGCUCAGCUUCGUGCUCCUGGCGGCCGCCAUCGGCACGGACUUCUGGUACAUCAUUGACACCGAGCGGCUGGAGCGGGGCGGCCCGGGGGCGCGGGGCCGGGCGGGGGCCGCCAACCGCAGCCAGCUCGAACCCCUCAGCUCGCACUCCGGCCUCUGGCGCACCUGCCGCGUCCAGAGCCCGUGUGUGCCGCUGAUGAACCCCUUCUGGCAGGAGAACGUGACCGUCAGCGACUCCAGCCGGCAACUUCUCACCAUGCACGGGACGUUUGUGAUUCUGCUGCCGCUCAGCCUGAUCCUGAUGGUUUUUGGGGGGAUGACGGGGUUUCUGAGCUUCCUCCUCCGAGUCUCUGUUCUCCUCCUGCUCACAGGGACCCUCUUCUUCUUUGGAGCCUUGGUGACCCUGGCAGGAAUCAGCGUCUACAUCGCGUACUCAGCUGCCGCCUUCCGGGAGGCGCUGUGUCUCCUGGAGGAGAAAGCCCUCCUGGACCAGGUGGACAUCCGCUUCGGCUGGUCUCUGGCCCUGGGCUGGAUCAGCUUCGUCGCCGAGCUGCUCACCGGGGCGGCCUUCGUGGCGGCGGCCCGCGUGCUCAGCCUGAGACAGAGGCAGAACCAGGCCAUCUGAGCCACACACCUGGGCCCGUGGGAGGCGGGGGGGCCCUGGGACCUGUCCCGUGGGCUGCGGCCUCCUCUUCCUCGGAGGCCCCUAGCAGUGGCGGCCCCUGGGGGUCCAACCCAAGAACCGCUGUGGACUGAGCCCCGGGCCUGGCUCUCACCAUCGUGCCGUCCGUGCUGCCUGGUGUGGUGUGUCCAUGUGUCCGUGCCCAUGUGUGUCUGUGUGGGCUGGAGGAGCCUGCGGGAAUGCGGACCCCACCUCACCUGAGAUGACCAAACAGCCCCUUUAUCAUAACCAGAACUGUCUGGAUUGCAGCCCCCUUGGGAGGGCUGGCUUCAUUUCGGUCCUUGCUCCCACUCAUGGUUCAGCUGCCCCGCUCUUUGUUAAGGACAAGGAAGACCAGAGAGGUUAGGCAAGCUGUAAAAAGGCGCACAGCGAGCUGGUGGUAUCGUCCUUGCUCCAGGGACAGUGCUCAGUCCGUUACCAGAGCUUCCCUGAGGGGCUCAGCUCUGUGGGGGGUGGCUUGCACCUCGGACACUGGUGCUUAGGCUUCAUGUGACCUGGAGCCCCUGCAUGGGGCGCAGUGUGACAUGGGUGGGGGGCCGAGAGCAGAAAUCUGGGCUACUGACCAGCUGGGCGGUGCGAAUGUCCCCCAGCCUCAGCUGGGUGCUUGCCCGGCCUGGCCACGGUCCCCAAGCGCCACAGGCCGGGCUUCCUCGGAGCGGUGACUUGGUGAUCAGGGGUCGUCCUGGAUGCGGGGGCCCCUCUGAGCUGCCCAUCCACCUGGGGGGGCGGUGCUGCUCCCCUUCACGUGUCACUUUCGAGACCCCGGGGAGACCCCGGGCCAGCUCACAGCCUGAGGAAGAGCAGUCAGGUGCACAAGGAAGAAUGACCAGCAGGCUCACCCCGAGAAGGAAGCACCGUCCGCAGACUCACAACUGGGAGGGAAGCACGUCCUCAAACACCCAGUGAUCACCCCCGGACCUACUGUGGGACCCAAGCACCACCUGUCACCCCGAGUCACCUCAUGCCAUGUGAUGGUGUUGACUGAGCCUGCUUCCCUGGCCUGAAGUCCGAGACCGGUGGGAUUCAGAUGUGCUGGGAAAGGAUGAACAGGGUGGUCUGUGGGUCCCCCUGGAGCCCUGGAGGAAGGCCGACACCCACAGACGUCAGCUGGUUCUCAACACUCACUAGAAUUUAAAAAAUGUGCCCGGGGCCACAUUAGGCCAGCAGAAUCACAGUCUGGGGGGGUGGGGGCCGCUAAGCAUUGCGAGUGGCCGCCACCGUUUGGUUUAUCCCAGGGCACU
Messenger RNA from Canis lupus familiaris (dog), 1970 nucleotides. RefSeq names its product transmembrane protein 114 (gene TMEM114). Bases 1 to 672 code for a protein of 223 amino acids. Gene Ontology annotation, cellular component: apical plasma membrane. The record is from RefSeq and is a predicted model, not a curated record. Lineage: Eukaryota; Metazoa; Chordata; Mammalia; Carnivora; Canidae. The transcript is spliced from 4 exons.